Molecule: messenger RNA, 3728 nt
Organism: Xiphophorus maculatus (southern platyfish)
Lineage: Eukaryota; Metazoa; Chordata; Actinopteri; Cyprinodontiformes; Poeciliidae
Gene: reck
Product: reversion inducing cysteine rich protein with kazal motifs
Exons: 21
Coding region: 55-2979 (974 amino acids)
Biological process (GO): blood vessel maturation; extracellular matrix organization; sprouting angiogenesis
Cellular component (GO): plasma membrane
Molecular function (GO): protein binding; metalloendopeptidase inhibitor activity
Source: RefSeq, a predicted model, not a curated record
UGUAUAGAGGGCAGUGGAAAUAAAGAGAGAGUUAACGGGGAUCCAAGAAGUGGCAUGUUACAGCACCGCAACUUUUUCCUGGCUCUUCUUCUUCACGAUGUUCUUUGGGAUUUUAAUAAGAUGCGUGUGUGUUUCCCGAUAAGCAUCUUUCUCCUCGCCGUCAACUUAUACUGUCAGCUGCUGCGAGCUCAGGAUCCCUCCUGCUGCCAAUAUGCUGCUGAGUUAUCACCCUGUAAAGAAGCUUGUGACCAGCUUGCAACCAUCAAAAGUGAGUCACGCCUAAAGCAUCUCCUCCAGAGGUUACCAAAUUACUGUCCUGAGUCUCUGAAUGAGCUCUGGAUGUGCAUCAAUUCUACACUCCCAGGUGUUUCCAAGAAGUCCGAUGGUUGGGUUGGGCUUGGUUGUUGUGAGCUGGCCAUCGCAGGAGAGUGUCGUAGAGAAUGCAAACAGGCCUCAUCUAAAAAUGACAUAACAAAAGUAUGCAAAAAGGUCACCGAGAACUCUCUCUACAGCUGCAUCACCAAAAAUGAAAUGGGCUCGGCAUGUUGUGGUUUUGUGGGCCGUCACACCAACUGCAGGGACUUCUGCGAUGCCAUAUUCAGGACGGACUCGACGCCAACAGAAUCCCAGAUCAAGACCGUCAAAGACUUCUGCAAGAGUCACAGCCCUAAGCUCGUCGAAUGUGUUAACAACUUCACCGAGUCCUACCCUGCUCGCAGCCCCAUUGACAGUUUGUACUGCUGUGACCGCGCUGAAGCCCCAAACUGCCAGACGGCCUGCCGCCAUCUCCUCCGCACCAUGAAUACAGACCAAGAGAUCAUGGAGGGCCUUAUUAAGGAGUGUGGCACCCAGCCCCUCCCUCAGGAUCCAAUGUGGCAGUGUUUCCUGAGCAGAGCUCACCCUCCUUCCCCACCCGAGGAGGAGACCCCCCAUCCAGCCAAGAUGGACUGCGCCAAACUGCACUGCUGCUCAAAGGCAAACACAUCGGUCUGCAGGGAAAAGUGCCACCAGAUCAGCACCCACUGGGGCAGCCAGACAUGGCAAGACUUUGAUCAGCUGUGUGAGUACAACCCAAUGGAGAUGGAGCUCAUCAACUGCCUGGCAGAUGUCAGAGAGCCAUGCCAGCUGGGCUGCAAGGACCUGACUUACUGCACCAACUUCAACAACAGGCCCACAGAGCUGUUCCGUAGCUGUAACAUGCAGUCAGACCAAGGUGCCAUGAACGACAUCAAGCUGUGGUCCAACGGGACGAUCAAGAUGCCCUUCAUGAACAUCCCAGUCCUGGACAUCAGGAAGUGUCUGCCAAACAUGUGGAAGGCGGUGGCCUGCUCUUUGCAGAUCAAACCCUGCCACAGCAAAUCCAGGGGGAGCGUCAUAUGCAAGUCAGACUGUGUGGACAUUCUAACCAAGUGUGGGGAUAAGAAACGCUUUCAUGAAGGACAAACCCCAGAGAGGCUCUGUGAGGUGCUGUCUCCCAUCGAUGACCCUGAGCGCUGCAUCCCCCUCCACAGAUAUCUCACACAAAGUCCACUGAGCACCACCAUAGUGGAGGAGAUCAUCCAUCCAUGCAACCCUAAUCCAUGUCAAAGCAACCACUUAUGCCAGGUUAACAGAAAGGGCUGUCUUGAUGAAAUCAACUGUCAACCAUAUCUCUGUGUGCCAGGUUGUAAAAUGGGAGAGGCUUCUGAAUUUCUGGUGCAGCAGGACACUCUCAUCCAAGUUCCAACUCGUGAUGGAGCUCCCAGUUGCUACGAGAUGUGCAGCUGUGGCACCAGUGGGCGUCUGGAGAACUGCGUGGAGAUACCUUGUGUGGAAACAGACAAGGGCUGCAUUGUAGAGGGGCAACGAAAGAACCACGGGACGAGCUUUAGGACUGAUUGCAACACAUGUUCCUGCUUUGCUGGAGAAACAAUCUGCUCUACCAGGAAAUGUCCCACAGAAAGUGUCCAUUGGACUUCUACUGAUCUUCCCUGUAACUGCCCAUAUCGUUUCAUCCCAGUGUGUGCCUCCAACGGGCGGACCUAUCCCAGUGGAUGUGUGGCUCGUUGUAUGGGAUUCAAAGACCACCAAUAUGUCUUUGGCCCCUGCCAUUCCAUUAAACCUUGCUCUGACAUAACCUGCCAGAGGAACCAGAGGUGCAUCCCGAGGCGGCGUGUUUGUCUGAGCGACUCUUUGGAUUGUCCGCAGUAUGAGUGUGUUAGUCGGCCAGCAGUCUGCGACAGAAACAGCAUGGAGCCGGCUUGUGACAUUGAGGGCCGGGUGCAUCGCAGCCUGUGCCAUCUGCAGCAAUCCGGAAAGAUGCUGGCCUACAUGGGGCACUGCCAGGAGGCCUGCAAGAAGAAAAAAGAAGUCUGUGGUCACAACGGUGAGACGUACAACACGGUGUGUGAGGCCUUCUCUGACCGGGUGGCUGUUGACUACGAAGGCCCCUGUCGUGCCGUAGGGGCCCUGUCCGAUUUGGCUCUAGAUUCUGUGUGUAGUGAGGUGUCCUGUUCACCGAUAUCAAGCCCAGGCUGCCACCCUUUAAUCCCACCUGGAGCCUGUUGUCCUAUAUGUGCCAGCAUGCUGCAGAUCCUCUGGAGCCAGAAGCAGAUUAGCACUUUCUCAAAGCUGAACAGGAACCAGCCGGUGGCCGUCUACGACGUCCUGCAGAUCCUCCGGCUUCACAUCUCUGUGCCGCAGUGUGACGUCUUUGGCUACCUGAGCAUUGACAACAGGCUGGUGGUUCUUGUUGCCCCAGUGGACCACCAACCAACACUUCUGCAGGUUGAGGCCUGCAGUAAGGAGGCCGAGAAGAUCGAUUCUCUCAUCAACUACGCUAGCCCCACUCUGGUGUCCCACGUUCCAUUGUCCGCCUUCCUCAGCUCUGAGAUCAGGACUUCGUCCAUCCACUCUGGGGGCUCUCUGCUGGCACCUGUACCCAUGCUCCUCUGCUUCUGCCUGGUUCUCAAUAUCAUGGUGGCUCCCAGACUCCUGUAGCUUUAAGUGUUGAUUCUUCCUCCUGUUUUUUUCCCCAAAGUGCCCUGUUUCUGAGACUGUUUGGGUUGCCAUGGAAAAGGACAAGGAGACCAUUCUGACAAUCAUUCCUAUUGACUGCUGCGUCUUAAACAAUCAAGCUGGGGGAAAAAUUCUUAUUAUAGACCAUCUAUAAAGUAUUAUUAAUUGAUGAGUUACUCACUGGGUUUCCCCCUCAGUGGAGGGUGUGUGCGGGCGUGUGUGUCCGUGUGCUUGACCUCUAAGAAAUACCUAGCUUUAUAUCAACAGUGUUAUGUCAGGAACAGACUCUUUGAAAGGUGUUAAGGUUGAUGGCACACUCUUUGCGUGCAUGUGUGUGCAAGUGUGUCUGGUCGCGGAUCCAUAGAGGAAAAGUGACCUCAUCAUGUGUGUGAUGAAGCCUCAAUGUUGAUCACAUGUACAGCGCCCAUGCAUGUGACGUCUGUGUGGACCUAGUGUUUGAACCUCAGCAGUGUUAUGGACCGGUUCAGGUCCAGCAAACGGAUCCAGCCUUUAAAAUCAGACCCCAUUUCUGAUCAAACAAAGGUGCCCUAAAAUUAUGGAAUGCUUAAAGUGCCACAAAAUAUAGGGAGCAUAUACACACAAAUACAAAAUAUGCAAGUAGCAAUAAAUAGUAUCAAUAGAUGUAGAUACAGAAAGAUGUGUUAAAAAAAAAUUAUUUAAUGUCAACUAUUAGUUUUCUUAAGAAACAUGUUAUAAUUUUAUUUUAAUGU